Messenger RNA from Ilex paraguariensis (yerba mate), 777 nucleotides. Lineage: Eukaryota; Viridiplantae; Streptophyta; Magnoliopsida; Aquifoliales; Aquifoliaceae. The record is from the annotation of a GenBank genome assembly.
AUGUCACCCAUCGGAAUCCUUGGGGGACUCUUCCUUCUCUUAGCUAUUUACUGUGGAGUUGACCCUUUUAAGCACAGCCCAAUUUCCGACUUCCCGGACUUCGAGGCCUACAAGGUGGACAUGGCUCCAUGGUCCGAUGUGCCAGUGGAAAGGGACAGUGAAAAUCUUUUACAAAAGUCGGAAAUUAAGUUUCUGAACCAGGUCCAAGGGCCCGAAAGCAUGGUCUUUGAUCCUCAAGGCCGUGGACCUUACACUGGGGUUGCUGAUGGUAGGAUUGUGUUCUGGAAUGGUGAGAAAUGGACUGAUUUCGCGUAUACUUCAGCCAAUCGGUCAGAAAUUUGUGCCCCGAAACCAUCUGCUUUGAGUUACUUGAAAAAUGAGCACAUAUGUGGCAGGCCUUUGGGACUUCGAUUUGAAAAGAAAACAGGUGAUUUGUACAUUGCAGAUGCUUAUUUUGGGUUGAUGAAGGUUGGGUCUGAAGGUGGAUUAGCAACAUCAUUGGCAACUGAAGCUGAAGGGGUGCCUCUGAGGUUCACCAACGACCUGGAUAUCGAUGAAGAAGGGAAUAUAUACUUUACAGAUAGCAGCACCAAAUAUCAAAGGAGGAAUUUUAUGCAGUUAGUUUUCGCCGCAGAAGACAGUGGGAGGGUCCUGAAAUAUAAUCCAAAUACAAAAGAAACCACAGUCCUUGUUCGGGGUCUCCAAUUUUCUAAUGGUGUGUCACUUAGCAAGGAUGGUUCAUUCUUUGUGUUCUGUGAAGGAUCCAUUGGCAGGUGA